Molecule: messenger RNA, 1266 nt
Organism: Exophiala aquamarina CBS 119918
Lineage: Eukaryota; Fungi; Ascomycota; Eurotiomycetes; Chaetothyriales; Herpotrichiellaceae
Exons: 1
Coding region: 1-1266 (421 amino acids)
Source: RefSeq, a predicted model, not a curated record
AUGUCGACCACCAUCAAUGGCUAUGCCGACGAGAAGGCCUUGGAGCCGCUUCCACUGCCAGCCACCACCCCAGUCAAGAGGAGACAGGAACACCUUAGCCCGUUCGUACGAAGACUGAAGAUCUUCCUCGCUUUCCUCGCUGCAUUUGUCUUAUUCGACGUGUUCACUCAUGGCCCUGCAACCACUGGGGUCUCGAGAGGAUGUCAUCGCAUCAAAAACCAUCUGGGUGAUUUUGAACAGGACGGAGGACAUCAACACCCUUUCCCACCGAUCGAUAGCUGGAAACCCUACAAGGGAACAACCCAUUUCGAACUCGACCCUGCUGAUGCAGCUGGUCUCACCGUCAAAGGAUCCCAGGCAUUUGGCAAGGUCGUUUUUGAGACGUCCAAGCUCUCAGACAAAGUUGUCAUCGACCUUGAUAUUAAGACCAACAAGCGCGACAAGCAUGGAGCUGUCAGUGUCAAGGAAGAGGAUGGCUAUCUGACCGUUGACACUCCCAUCCGUGGCAAACUCGAGAUCUACGCCUCGGCCAAGAUUCUAAUCCCGUCUAAUAUCAUCGGCACCUUCGGCAUCCCUGCUUUCGAAGUGAACGCACCACGCCACAUGGUUGACUACAGUGAUCUUCCCGAGUCACUCGAGAUUGGAGAGUUCUCUGUUCGAGUCGCAAAAGGCUUCGUUAAGCCAGGUCCGGUGCACACCAACACAACCACACUCAGCAUCGCCGAAGGGGCCCUCCGUGGAUCUUUGACGCAGGCAAGGUAUUCCACCGACAUCAACGUCGCAAAGGGCAACGUCACCAUCGACAUCCCAAGCAUCAGCUCAGGCGCUGAGGGCACUUCCAAAGUCCAUCUUGGGGAUGGCUACCUCAAGGGCAGCUUCGCUGUCUACAACUCCACCAAUAUCGACGUGGCCAAGGGCUCCAUCUACAUCAGCGUCGAUUUCAAAGACGCCGAACCUCGAGCCGAGCUCACCACCCGCAUCGCAAAGGGCAACGCCCGCGUUUACGUCAAUUCCAUCGCCGCCGAGCGCCUCCUCAAGGCCUCCCACACCUCUAUCGCAGGCGACCAGCUCAUCACCUACCCAUCGAACUUCCAGGGCACAGUCGAUGCGCGUGGCAUCGUCGGUGACAUUACGCUUGAGGGUAAGGACCUCUCAGUCGAGAAAGUCCUUGGAGGUAUGGUCGGCAGAAAGGGAGACAGCGAGCGGAACUCGGUCGAUGUCAAGGCUGUCAAGGGUGCCCUUGAUAUUCUCGUCGGUGACGAGUAA